AUGCCAAUCGCGCGUUUAUUCGAAUCACAAUCUCCCGGUCGUUCCCGUCCGUUCUUUACCGCGUCCACCCUUUACCGAGUACAGAAGUAUGAGAAAGUGGAGGGAGGCAAGGCAGAGGCGAAGCGGGCAGCUAAGGAGCAGUCGAAGAAAGCCAAAAGGCUCAAGUUGGACCCAGCAGCAGCGCAGCGCACCUCCCAGGCGCUGCAGGCGCGGCAGCAGCAGCAAGAGCAUGGGGGAGGGCGCGGAGGGGCGGGCGGAUUUGGGGGAGGUGGUUUCGGGUCAGGAGGAGGGGGAGGGGGGGAAGGGAAGAAAGGAGGGAAGGGGGAGAUGGACGAUCCGAUGGAUCAACUGUUGAAGGAAGCAGGAGUGGGCAGGAAGGGGCGAGCAGCAGACUAUCAGGAGCUGAGAGCACGGCUGCAGCAGCGACUGGAGCAGCUGAGGAAGCGGAGGAACGCGGAGAGAGAGAACCAGAGGGAGGGCGGUCUAGAAACUUCUGGACCAUCAUUUUCCCUGUCUCCCUGUGCCCUUGCCCCUUUGUUCCUUUCAGGUGUGGGCAGGAAGGGGCGAGCAGCGGACUAUCAGGAGCUGAGAGCGCGGCUGCAGCAGCGACUGGAGGAGCUGAGGAAGCGGAGGAACGCGGAGAGAGCCUCUGCUGCUAGCGAGUGGCGGAAGAAACAGAGGGAGACGGGCGCUGAGGGGGACAAGAAGGGGAAGAAGGGGGGGAAGGAGCGGAAGAAGGGGAAAGGAGGCGUCGGGGGUGGGGGUGAGAGGGAGGGUGCGGUGGUGGGUGGUAAACGGAAGCAGCAGGAGAGGGAAGGGGAUGGGGGGAAGGAGGGGAAGAAGGAGCGGAUUGGGAAGGAGAAGGGUGGAGGGAAGGGAGGAAGAGGAGGGCUAGUGGGAGCAGCAGCAGCAGCAGCAGCAGGAGGAGGAGGAGGAAGAGCAGGGGGGGGAGGAGGGGAGGGGCAUGGGUUAGCAGAUGAUGAGGUGAUUCCUUUGGAUCUGGAGUUUGGGCGGGUGAAGCUGGGGGAUAAGGCAGCAGCAGCCGGGCCGGGGAUGGGAGGCGGGAAGAAGGGGAAGAAGGACGGCGGGAAGGUAUCUGCCAAGAAGCUUCUGGAGCAAGCGGCUAAGAUUCAGGAGAAGCUCAAGGGGCGGAAGCUGGGAGAUAAGGCGCUGGCUGAAGUGGAGACCCACCUGUGGAAUGCGGCGAGCAGCAGGGCGGCAGGCAGCAAGGUGGCUGUGGGUGAGACCCACCUGUGGAACGCGGCGAGCAGCAGGGCGGCAGGCGGAAAGGUGUUUGACGAUCCCAACAUGCUCAGCAAGCAGCAGAAGAGGGAGCAGCGGCAGAAGGAGAAGAGCGCCAAGCUAUGGAAGGAGAGGCAGAUGGCAGUGCGUAAAGCAAUGAAGGACAGACAGGAGAGGCAGAUGGCAGUGCGUAAAGCAAUGAAGGACAGACAGGACAAGCGAAAGGGGAACAUUCAGGAGCGGAAGGACAACAAAAUUGCCGCUAAGAUCGCUCGGAGGGAGAAGAAGCUGAUGCGGCCGGGCUUUGAAGGGCGGGCAGGGGGCACAGCGUUGAAUGCUCAAGCAGCAGCACCCACACCAUAA
Molecule: messenger RNA, 1605 nt
Organism: Closterium sp. Naga37s-1
Lineage: Eukaryota; Viridiplantae; Streptophyta; Zygnematophyceae; Desmidiales; Closteriaceae
Source: the annotation of a GenBank genome assembly